Messenger RNA from Thlaspi arvense, 2535 nucleotides. The record is from the annotation of a GenBank genome assembly. NCBI's taxonomy places the organism in Eukaryota, Viridiplantae, Streptophyta, Magnoliopsida, Brassicales, Brassicaceae.
AUGUCUUUCCUUUUCCGGAAGAACGGUAGCAGUUCACGGAGGCGGAUCAAAGACAAACUUCGUGGUCGGAACUCAGAUCGAGGGAAGAGGGAAGAAGAAGAGAGAGUCAGAUACGACGGUGGCUCCGAUUCGUUACCUCCACCGCCUUCUCCUUGGGGUUUUCUUUUCCCGGAGGAUUUCGUGCGAGUCGACGGGAAUCUCAAAGCGGUCAUCGUUGAUGAGGAAGGAUUAGAUGUGAUUUACUGGAGAAAGCUUAUAGAGCUUGAAAAUAGCGGGAAAAUUAGGAAAACCCCUAGACCUAGAAGAGGAGGCGGAGAAAGAGGAGAGAAAUUCGAUGGUGGGUUUAGAAGAGCUGGAGCAGAUGAAGAAGGCGACGAAGACGAAGAUGAAGUCGGAUUCUACAGAGGAUCGGGGAGUAAUCACAAGGGAGAUGAAUCGAUCGAUGAGGCGUUUUCGUUUCAUGCAAAGAAAUCUCAUUCUCCUUCAGGUGGUGAAAUCCGAGAUCAGAGUAAUAACUAUACUGGUGAAGGAGGGAGAUACUACACUUCUUCUUCUACCUCUGCUGCUUCGCCGUCGCGACCUUCUUCUUCUUCUUCUACGGGCGGAGUUAGUGAUUUCGGUGCCGUUGGAAAACAAUCCCAAUCCAAAUUUCAAGCUCCUGGCGGCGGCUCAUUUCCUUCUUCUCCGUCGCAGAUUCGACCAAUCCGAGGCAGUGGCGGGGGCGGUGGCAGUGGCGGUGGCGGUGGUGGUCGUUCUCCGCCUCUUCCGCUUCCUCCGGGUCAAUUCACGGCGGCAAUUGCUUCGUCCUCUACAUCGCCACCGCCAGUUACAGCCAACCAAAUUGCUGGGGCUCCUUCACUGCCUCCACCAUCUGCUGGGGUUCCUCCACCAUAUCCACGAUCUGCAGGGGCUCCACCACCGCCUCCUUCAUCUGCAGCGGCUCCACCUCCGCCUCCACCGCCAAUUCCGGAAAAGAAAGCACCUGCACCACCACCACCUCCUCCGCCGGGUAAGAAGGCACCUGGUCCGCCUCCCCCGCCUCCAAAGUCGAAAACUGGACCACCUAAACCGCCCGGUAAUGCGAAAGGACCGACGAAGGCAGGUGAGACUUCUUCGGCCAUUGGCAAACCUGAGGAUCCAGCGCAGCCAAAGCUCAAGCCUCUACAUUGGGAUAAGGUUAACCCUGAUGCGAGCCAUUCAAUGGUGUGGCACAGGAUCGACGGUGGCUCAUUCAACUUUGAUGGUGAUCUCAUGGAGGCUCUUUUUGGAUACGUUGGCGCUCGAAAACCAAGUGAUCCAAACAACGUACCGCAGAAAUCAACUGUCUCAACUACGCAGACUUACAUUCUCGACCCUCGGAAAUCUCAGAACAAAGCAAUUGUGCUUAAGUCUUUGGGAAUGACUAAGGAGGAAAUCAUCGACCUGUUGACAGAAGGCCAUGAUGCGGACUCCGAUACACUUGAGAAACUUUCCGGUAUAGCUCCAACGCCAGAGGAACAGUCAGAGAUCAUAGAGUUCAAUGGCGACCCGACGAAACUCGCUGACGCGGAAUCUCUACUGUAUCACAUCUUACGAGCAGUUCCUUCAGCGUUUAACCGGUUCAACGUCAUGCUCUUCAAGAUUAACUAUGCUUCAGAGGUUACUCAGCAAAAAGGAUCUUUACUGACACUCGAAUCCGCGUGCAACGAGCUCCGUGCUCGUGGGCUAUUCAUGAAGCUUCUGGAGGCAAUCUUGAAAGCAGGUAACCGAAUGAACGCUGGAACCGCUAGAGGAAAUGCUCAGGCUUUUAAUCUGACAGCCCUUAGAAAACUCUCUGAUGUGAAGAGUGUUGAUGGGAAAACUACUUUGCUUCACUUUGUUGUUGAAGAAGUUGUGAGAUCUGAAGGAAAGCGAGCUGCGAUGAGUAAGAUCUCGAAUGAUAAUACCGGUGGAGAUAUUGCAGAUGCACCUAGAGAAGAACAAGAGAUUGAGUUUAUAAAGCUAGGUUUACCCAUUAUCGGUGGCUUAAGUUCAGAGUUCACCAAUGUGAAAAAAGCAGCUGGAAUCGAUUAUGACUCGUUUGUAGCCACGACUUUGGCUUUAGGCACCAGAGUGAAAGAGACGAAACGCCUUUUAGAUCAGAGCAAAGGGAAAGAAGACGGGUGUUUGAUAAAGCUGAGAUCUUUCUUUGAAUCUGCUGAGGAAGAACUGAGAGUUAUUACAGGGGAACAGCUCAGGAUAAUGGAGGUAGUGAAGAAAACCACAAGUUAUUACCAAGCUGGGGCAUUGAAAGAGAGGAACCUGUUUCAGCUGUUUGUUAUAAUCCGCGAUUUCUUAGGGAUGGUUGAUAACGCAUGUAGUGAGAUCGCAAGAAGUCAACGGAAACAGCGACCUGCAACUACGGUAACAGGAGCAUCGACUUCAACGGCAGCAACACCGGACGUCGCUGCUGCUGCUGCACCGCAGAGAAACGCGGUUAGAUUUCCGAUUCUGCCUCCAAAUUUCAUGUCAGAGCAGUCAAGGUACAGUUCAAGUGACUCAGACUCAGAUUCUUGA